Molecule: messenger RNA, 5813 nt
Organism: Ixodes scapularis (black-legged tick)
Lineage: Eukaryota; Metazoa; Arthropoda; Arachnida; Ixodida; Ixodidae
Product: peroxidasin homolog
Exons: 23
Coding region: 135-4187 (1350 amino acids)
Biological process (GO): response to oxidative stress
Molecular function (GO): heme binding; protein binding; peroxidase activity
Source: RefSeq, a predicted model, not a curated record
CCCGAGUCAACCCCCCGCCAGAUAGAAGAAAGAAGAAAAAAGGAAAAACAUCUAGUCCUCUUCUAGCGCUUCACGUCGGAGCAGAUCAUCGGGGGGACUUUGGGGCCCUGGACAUUCUUCACCGAUACAUCGAUAUGUCCACCUAUCGCCGGUCCUUUGUUUCUACAGUGCUUUAUUUGUACCUGUUUGCCGAACUCGAUGCCCUUAGGACCUGUCCUGACCGAUGCAUCUGCGUCGGAACCACAGUACGCUGCAUGUUUCUCAAGUUGCAGACUCUGCCAAGAGUUCCAGAAGACACCACUGUUCUCGACCUGAGGUACAACAACAUCCGGGAGGUUCCAGCACGAAGCUUCGAAGACCUCGAACAACUGGAAACACUGCUCUUGAACAACAACCAGAUUCGCCAUAUCGAAGGACAUGGUUUUGAGGGACUACGGAAUCUCAGACAUUUGUACAUAUUCAAGAACAGGAUCAAGUACUUGGACGAGAACAGUUUCGCGGGACUCCAAAGCCUCGAACAGCUGUAUCUGCACGACAACCUGCUCCAAGAGAUCGGAGAGCCGCCGUUUCUGGGUCUGCUGUCGUUGGAGCGGCUGUUUCUCAACGACAACAGAAUUCGAACUGUGCACAAGGGCGCCUUGCAGAACCUCAGACAACUUCGGCGCUUGCGCCUGGACAACAACCCUCUCACCUGCGACUGCAGCCUGAUGUGGUUUACCCAGAUGCUCCAAGAGAAGCAGACCAUUACGCAGGCUACAGGACACUGCAGCCUUCCGGCGUCUCUCGCUGGGAAACCGCUGACGUCGCUCGUCGAAAGUGACUUCGCCUGCGAACGGCCCAGCCUGACGGAAGAGCCCUAUGACGUGGAAGCUGCUUUUGGUGUCAAGAUAAACUUCAGCUGCAAGGCCGAGGGCGAGCCACGACCAAGCAUUACAUGGCAACACGAUGGCGACGAAGUGUCGACAGACCAGGACAAUCGGGUGGAGAUCCUGGACGACGGUACCUUGGUCAUCCACUCCUCGAGGAUUGAAGACAUUGGCACGUACAAGUGCAGAGCCGAAAACGCUGCGGGUCACGUGGUGUCCCGAACAGCCUAUCUGCGCUUCACGAGCCCUACACUCUCCGCCGUCGACGACAGACAAGCCCAGAAGCCCCGCAUCGUCACGAAGCCGUCCGACGUGUCGGUCACGGCAGGCCGCAGCGUCACGAUGCGAUGCCAGGCCGCGGGCAGGCCGACUCCACAGGUGACGUGGACGCGCGACGGGCUUCCGCUGUUCCAGAACCCCCGGUACCACGUGUCCCGGACGGCCGGCACGCUCAUCAUCACGGCCACGGACCUGAGCGACUCCGGCAAAUACAUGUGCACGGCCAGCUCGCUCCUGGGCGAGGAGAGCGCAGCCGCUGUGCUGCGAGUCGAACUCGCACCAUACUUUAUUGAGUCCCCGAGAGAGCAAGACGUCCUAGAAGGAGACAACGUUGAGUUCAUCUGCCACGCCGGAGGUUUUCCAGCGCCACAACUUUCAUGGUAUAAAGACGGUCAGCGCCUGAAAGCUGAUGGAGUGCAUGUAAAGAACCUGCACGGCGGUAAAGUCAUCAAGUUAUACAAUGUGCGACGGCAGGAACAAGGUGUCUACACGUGCCACGCCCAGAACUCCCUUGGUUAUGCUGAAUCUCACGCGGACCUUCUAGUCAGCUCUAAAGCCAUGCCACACCUGAUGACGGCUCCUUCGAACACGGAAGCCGACCAGGGCUCCACCGUGGAGGUGUUCUGCGUCGCUGAGGGUCACCCAACGCCCACAGUGUCCUGGCGCAGGGAGGGCAAGGCCAUCGGAGACACACCGCGCCGCAAGAUCACCCGAGACGGGAGCCUCGUGGUCAUCGGACUCCGUCCCGAGGACGAGGGCCAGUACGAGUGCGUCGUCGAAAACGAGAUGGGUCAACUGGUUACUCCGUUCUACAUCCUCGUCAGAGACACGAUUGCCGAGGGACAACCGCAUCCUGGUGAUCGGUACUUCUUGUCCGCGCUUCAAGAGGCUGAAGAAUCCGUGGACAAGGCCAUCAACAGCACGCUCCAAAACUUGCUGAACAGCAGCAGCUCCGGUCACAACCACCACCAGCUCCUGCGGAUCUUCCGCUACCCGGACUCGGAGGCCCAGCGCACUGCAAGAGCGGCCGAGAUCUUCGAGAGAGCCCUCGGUCUCAUCCAGGAACAAGUGUCUUCCGGAGCCAAAUUUAACCUUUCUCAGUUCGCUUUCCGGAACCUCCUGUCUCCGUCGUAUCUGGACUUGCUGGCGGAGAAGUCGGGAUGCCUCCAGCACCGCCGGAUCCCGGACUGCACGGACGACUGUUUCCACAGCCGCUAUCGCACCUACGACGGCACUUGCAACAACAAGGAACAUCCGAUGUGGGGCGCAUCGCUGACCCCUUUCCAGAGGCUGCUCCCUGCCCAGUACGAGAACGGUUUCAAUACUCCAAUCGGUUGGACAGCAAAUCUGCCCGUGAACGGUCAUGUGCUUCCGCUGGCCCGUACGGUAUCCACGGGGUUGAUAUCUACUCAAGUCGUCGAGGAAGACAGCGAGCACUCGCAUAUGCUGAUGCAGUGGGGUCAAUUCCUGGACCACGAUAUGGACUUCUCUGUUCCAGCGAUCAGCCACGAACGCUUCAUCGACACGGUGGACUGCUCCGAAUCGUGCGAAAAUGCCAUGCCGUGCUUUCCUAUUGAGGUCCCGGCGGACGACCGGCGAGUCCGCGGCCACCGCUGCAUCGAGUUCGUGCGCUCGAGCACCGCCUGCGGCUCCGGUCGCACGUCCAUGUUCUACGGCGGCCUGAUGCCACGGGAGCAGACCAACCAGCUGACGUCGUUCAUCGACGCUUCCAACGUGUACGGCAGCAGGCCCAAACAGGCGGUCCAUCUGCGAAACCUGACCAGCGACCUGGGACUGCUUAGGGUCGGUCCUCGUAUGCCCUCCGGGAAGUUCCUCCUGCCCUUCAACGACGGACAACCGAAUGACUGCAAGCGGAAUUCCGAGAUAACUGAUGUGGACUGCUUCCUCGCCGGCGAUGUGAGGGCCAACGAACAGCUUGGUCUUUUGUCCAUGCACACCCUAUGGUUCCGCGAGCACAACCGACUCGCCGAGCUCCUUCACGAUGUCAACCCUCACUGGGAUGGGGAACGGCUCUACCAGGAAACUCGCAAGAUAGUUGGAGCCCAGAUGCAGCACAUCACGUACUCCCACUGGCUCCCCAAGAUCCUGGGACCCGUGGGGAUGGCUGCCAUGGGACCGUACCGGGGCUACGACUCCGAGACAAAUCCGUCCAUCGUGAACGUGUUCGCGACGGCCGCGCUGAGGUUCGGGCACUUCCUUAUCAACCCCGUUCUCCUGAGGCUCGACGAGAGGUUCCAGCCCGUGCCCGAGGGCCCCGUGCCGCUGAGAAGGGCGUUCUUCGCUCCGCAUCUCCUGCUGAGAGAAGGGGGAAUCGAUCCCCUCAUGAGGGGCCUCUUUGUGGCCUCUGCCAAGCUCCGGAAGGCGGACCAGCUGCUCAACUCUGAGCUCACAGAUCAUCUGUUUGAGCCUGCUCUCAUCGUGGCCCAAGAUCUGGCGUCGUUCAACAUCCAGCGCGGUCGCGAUCACGGACUCCCCGGUUACAAUCGUUGGCGCCAGUUCUGCAACCUGACAAGGGCGAGGAACUUCCACGACCUCAGGCACGAGAUCACAAGCGACGACCUCAGAGAGAAACUGGAACGACUCUACAAGACUCCCGAUAACAUAGAUACCUGGGUAGGCGCCAUCUGCGAAGAGCCAGUGCCGGGUUCCAAGGUGGGACCUACGCUGCUCUGCCUGCUGAGCGGACAGUUCGCCAGGGUGAGAGACGGUGACAGGUUAUGGUAUGAGAACAAAGGAUCGUUCACAAAGGACCAACUCAACGAGCUUCGGCGUGUUUCCCUCGCCCGAGUUCUGUGCGACAACGGCGACAACAUAACCAGGGUGACGGAGGACGUGUUUAUGGUGCCGCGGCGGCAGAACCCAGCCUUCGUAAACUGCGACGCCGUUCCUUCGAUCGACUUGACGCCCUGGAAGGACGACCAGAAAGAAGACGGAGGCGGCUGCCCGGCUGGGAAAACUGCGAGUUUCCGCAACGGUCGUGUUCCUCCACGUCUGAAUUCGCCGUUGCCGGUGACCACGUGAAAGAAGCCAGUUGCCACCCAGUAAGACGACCAAGGAUCCAAGACGCCGAAAGUUAUUUCUCCGAACUAUCAAGAAAUUUGUCUCGAAAGCGACCGCGUCUGUCCAUUGAAUCGGUAUGCAACACGCUUGCGCGGCAACACGUUUCUUGAAGGGGUUCUCCACGUGUUGCAUUUGACAUUAGCGCCGCCAUUCUGUUCUCACGCCGAAAGUAUAAGGGGAUGUGUGCCUUGCCCGAGUGUUGUUGCUGCUUUUGUUGAGGUGGAUUGUAUAACGUUUUUCUUAAUGUUGUUGUUGUUUUUGUUUUUGUUUUUGGAGAUCGUUUUCGUUGUUGUUUUCAUUAAUAUUGAAAAUAUAUGUUUCAAUUUUAACCAGUUUCCGUUAGAACUGCCAUUAAUAUCGCGUGCUUUGCGCGUGGUAAUAUGCAUUAGUUGGUUGUUUAUCAUACUUACAUUUUUGCCGUAUACUUUCUAGCGUUCAGUUAAUUUGUACAAACUUUACCAAGCAUUUGUAUUAAAUUUUGAUGCGGGCAAAAAACCCAUACGCGUAAACCCCUUGUAUUUUGUUUUCUUUCGUUAGUUGAAUUUAAUUUUUACGGGCAUUUUGUAACUCCGAUUUUGCGUUUUUGUUUGUUUUGGCAGUAUUUAGCACCGUGACGGUGCUAAAUACUGCCAAAGCUCAUAUUUUUCUCUGUUAUUCUUUAUCAUUUUCGCUGUCUUAUAUAUUUGUUGUUGUCUUUCAAACUCUGCUCAGAUUUUUCUUGUUGGCAUACCAGUUAUAGUUAUUGCCUAAGAAUAGGGCAAACUCUCAAGUAUAGUCUUCGCAUAUUCAUUUUUAUUGGCGUCACGUUUUCAAGCGACGUUGAGAUGCACACCAAAUCUCUCUCUCUUUUCUAAAUGUUUUGUUCACGCACUCGACGAAACGUGGAGAAAGGAGCAAAAACGCGUCAGUUUGGAAGAACUGAUGCGUUAUUGUUGAGAUUUAACUUUAACAUAUAAGAAUGCCGAAAAAACGAAUCAUGGAGUAAAAAGCGUAAAAAAUAUUCACGUCCUGCGCCUCUUCAGCUGCCAUUGGAUAGUGUCGUGUUGUUUUGAAAAAAUCAGACUUGUUUGUCGAUGAAAAAUAAAUUAAGUGCGCACACAAUGCCUCACAAUAUUGCACGUGCUUCUGAGGGUGUAUCGCUAUCGCAGUUAUAAAACAUGCUUCAGCUCUGAAAGAUAUUCCGUUCUUCAAAGUCUACCGAAACCUUUCUUUAUACCUUGAGGUGUUUCUGAGUGUAUACCUCACGACUACGCGCAAGGAAGGCAUUAUUUCAGCAAGAACUGGGGAAUUGUUAAGAAUGCCAAAAAAACAAAUCAUGGAGCAAAAAGUUUGAAGGAAUCCACGUCCUGCACCUUUGAAUGCAUACUGUCGUGUUGUUUCAAGAGUUGUAUUCACUGCCAAGUUUCUUUAUCGAAAAUAAUAAAAAAAAAAAAGUGCGCGCACACUGCCUCAGAAUAUUGCACGUGCUUCUGAGUGUAUUACUGUUGCAGUCAUACGCUUCCGCUCUGGAAACUUUUCAGUAGUCAGACUGUAUAAAAAAGCCCUCAAGGUGUUUCUGGAUGUACACUUUACCGAGAUUCACACGGA